Messenger RNA from Solanum pennellii, 1888 nucleotides. RefSeq names its product protein FIZZY-RELATED 3. Lineage: Eukaryota; Viridiplantae; Streptophyta; Magnoliopsida; Solanales; Solanaceae. The coding region runs from base 179 to 1678 and encodes 499 amino acids. Gene Ontology annotation, molecular function: protein binding; ubiquitin ligase activator activity; anaphase-promoting complex binding. Gene Ontology annotation, cellular component: anaphase-promoting complex. Gene Ontology annotation, biological process: positive regulation of anaphase-promoting complex-dependent catabolic process; anaphase-promoting complex-dependent catabolic process; positive regulation of ubiquitin protein ligase activity. The transcript has 9 exons. The record is from RefSeq and is a predicted model, not a curated record.
UAACCGUUAGGACUUAAAAAGAGCGCCUCACAAUAUUUCAUCAAAUCCUCCUUCCUUCCUUUCUCACUAAAUAAACUAUCCGUUACUCUUUGCAUCAACAACAUAGAGGUUUUUUUUUGUCUAUACAGAAUUGAGCUUCUGCCAUUGAUUUGAGCUCAACAAAAUUAAAAAAAAAAACAUGGAGCCGAUAACUCAAAGAAGAAAGAGUGGAAUUAACCUUCCAUCUACAAUGUCGGAAACCUCUCUUCGUCUUGAUGCUUUUUCUUCUCCUCCCAGAUCAAAGCGAACAACCAAUUUGGCUUCAUCGCCAAUGUCAAACAGGUCACCUCGGACAAUAUCGAAUCUGUCAUCAUCUCCGUCUUCUAAAUCUGCAAGUUGCAGUGAUAGAUUCAUUCCUUGUAGAUCUUCUUCAAGGCUGCAUACUUUUGGUCUGGUGGAGAAGGCGUCUCCGGUGAAAGAAGGAGGAGGAGGAAACAAUGAUGCAUAUUCCAGGUUGUUGAAAUCUGAGCUUUUUGGAGCUGAUUUUAGUUGUUUCUCUUCUCCUGCAGGUUCUAAGGGAUGUGCUAAUUCACCCAUGAGUCCCAGUAAGAAUAUGCUCAGAUUUAAAACUGAAAAUUCUGGCCCUAAUUCCCCUUCCGUUUUGGGGCAUACAGAUACUUCCCUAUCAAACGAGGUUUCUACCCCUCCUAAACCCCCUAGGAAAGUGCCUAAAACACCCCACAAGGUUUUGGAUGCACCAUCACUUCAAGAUGAUUUCUAUUUGAACCUAGUUGAUUGGUCCUCGCAGAAUAUACUUGCUGUUGGGCUUGGAACUUGUGUUUAUUUAUGGACAGCUUCAAAUAGUAGAGUGACAAAGUUGUGCGACUUAGGACCGACUGAUAGUGUCUGCUCUGUCCAAUGGACUAGGGAGGGGUCUUAUAUAUCAAUCGGUACAAGUCUUGGGCAAGUUCAGGUUUGGGAUGGAACUCAAUGCAAGAAGGUUAGAACAUUUGGUGGACAUCAAACAAGAACUGGAGUCCUUGCCUGGAGUUCGCGCAUCCUAUCUUCUGGUAGUAGAGACAGAAACAUCCUUCAGCAUGACGUUCGUGUUCCAAGUGACUUUGUUAGCAAAUUUAUCGGUCACAAGUCCGAGGUAUGUGGAUUGAAAUGGUCUCAUGAUGAUCGAGAACUUGCGUCAGGGGGAAAUGACAAUCAGCUGCUAGUGUGGAAUCAGCGAUCUCAGCAACCUGUUUUGAAGCUAACGGAGCAUACUGCCGCUGUUAAGGCCAUUACCUGGUCUCCUCAUCAAUGUGGCCUUCUGGCAUCAGGAGGAGGAACAGCUGAUCGAUGUAUUCGUUUUUGGAACACAAUAAAUGGCAAUCAGUUGAACCAUAUUGAUACAGGAAGCCAGGUAUGCAAUCUAGCGUGGAGUAAAAAUGUAAAUGAGAUAGUUAGCACACAUGGUUAUUCCCAAAACCAAAUCAUGGUGUGGAAGUAUCCAUCAAUGUCAAAGGUUGCUACUCUAACUGGCCAUAGUCUGCGUGUCCUAUAUCUUGCCAUGUCACCUGAUGGCCAGACAAUAGUAACUGGAGCAGGAGAUGAGACACUCCGCUUUUGGAAUGUAUUUCCGUCAGUAAAAAUUCCUGCAGCAGUGAAGGACACAGGAGUAUGGUCUUUAGGCAGGACGCACAUACGUUGAUGUAAUAAUUAUUGUUGCUGUAAAUGGAAAUUGAAAUCAAGGAAGACACAGGACAUACAAAUAUAUAUAUAUUCAUACUAUUCUUUUUGCAUAUAUAUAUGCCUGUGAAACAGAAGAUUGAUUGUGCUGUUUUUAAACACCUUUUUGAUUCAUAAAUAUAUUUAUGCCUGUAAACAAUCUCCCAAAAUUGUGAAGCCUUUGUUUACCUUU